AUGAACAAGACACCUGAUGUGGAUUCAACCAGCGGCAGUGGUCAUGGAAUUCCCGACAACACGGAAGCCACAGACACAGAUGCCACUCAUAUCUGCGACUCUGCAACAGACCCUGUGGAUCAACAGGACAUCCAGCCCCACUGCGUCCCAACCAGGCCGCAGGAGCGGAGUGACACCUCACCUAGCCACAUGAAAGACCCAUUGCAGAACCUUCAUAGCGACGCUUCGGCCGGACACUCUGACCAGGAUGAGAGACCUGCAGGUGACUACGGAGCAGAACGUUCAGGGCUACCGACUGUCUGCACUUCCUACACAGACAUCGGCAAAACUGAACAGAACCAGGCACUGUACAAUAGCACUGAAGAGCCUACAGUAGAGCCUACAGUCUACAGUUUAGAUCCACGCUUGGACCAAGCUGAACAGGAACAGGCGCUAUACGUUGGUAACCCGCACGUAGAAGCAGAAGAGCUCUCGCCUGAAGACAUCUACAAUACCGAAGGUUACAACGCGGAUAACGCAGUGCAAUACCAGCAGAGUGAUUGUCGCAAACAGGCAUCGGCCACUGUGUAUCAGUGCAGUGGAGAUUCCGAUGUUGCCAAUGUGGACCGUCCACGUGUCGAAACUGAUGAUGCAAACGGAGAAGAAAAAGACUCUGACAAGUGUGAAGCUCGAUCAGAGCCUGUCGUCACACCAUUGACGGAUGUUGAAAAUUCCGAUCAGAACAAAUCAGAGGAUAAAGGCAAUGCAGACGAUGAGUAUAUCCGCCCGUACGCAGUCGCGAACCAGCGGUACGGCCACACAAACGGCGGAGGAGACGGAGACUUUGACAUCCAACCGUACGCCGUGGCGUAUGACGAACAGGAAGGACAUUAUGAGAACGAUACACCGACUGGCCGUUCUGUCUGUGGACAACUUACCGCCGGCUCCGUGACUGUUGGCAGCAAUCAGGUCGGACUGCUCCCCAACCCCAUGUACAGCGGAAAUGCGUUACAACCAAACCCCAUGUACAGUGGAAAUGCGUUACAACCAAACCCCAUGUACAGCGGGAACGGUCUACGCUCGAACCCCAUGUACGCCCCAAAUGUUGCGCAACCAAGGGCAGGUGGAGGUUGUAGGUGUGUUGUAACCCGGUCUUGCCUUGCCGGUGUCAUCACUACGUGCGUGGUCGUGGCGACACUGGCGGUCCUAGCGGCUCUCUUACUAGCGACCUUCAUGACGGGGGAGCAGACAUGGGCAGACCGCAGCGUCACGGGUAAACCCACACAGGACGUAACCCAGUAUGCUGAUCGUCCGACAUCUCCGCAAACUAAAGACGACGAAAAUGAAGAUCUCAAACAAACGAGGAUUGUCUUCGGCGGAGAAGGGGAAGAGCCGGGCCAGUUCUCCUAUCCCAGUGCUGUCAUCGUGUCGCCUAGCAACGAGUUGUUUGUGGCUGACUUCCACAACAGGCGAGUCCAAGUGUUCAGCAUGAGGGGGGUGUACCUCCGCCAUUUCUCGGCCGUCGUAGGGGAGGGGUUCGGGACGAUAGAACCCGAGGACAUCGCUAUAGACGGGGAGGGGCACCUGUGGGUGUAUGGGAAUACAGACGACCUGUUGGAUACCGGGUAUAUCAUUAGGUACACGAAAACGGGGCACCGCCUGACAACGCUCCAUCCGACGUUCGCUAACAAUUCCUUCUGCGGUGUCGCGGUGGACUCUCGGCGUCGUCUCGUCGUGGCGACGGAGUUCUGGGCUGAUUACGGUGAAGUGAAGCUUCUGCAUUUUAACGGCAGUGUCCUGCGCAGGUUCCGAGUGCAGCAUAGCUCCGGGUACCCUGGGUUAGUCGCCGUGGGGAGGGAGGGAAACCUGUUUGUGUGCGACCACUGGGGGGACACACGUGUGCAUGUCUAUAACAACACUGGCCACUAUCUCUUCAGUUUUGGGGGUGAGGAAAUCUCGAAACUCGGUGGGGACCAGGGGAGAACUGUUGGAGGGGCGAGAGUCGUGGCGACGGGAGUCUGUACGGACGGUUCGGGGAACGUCCUGGUGGCUGUCGGGGCCGGCGGGAACGUGGAAAAGUUUACGGAAGACGGGCGGUACGUCCGCCGGGUUGUGUCCGGCAGGUUCCGGGCAGACAGCGUGGCAGUGGCCCCGGGCGGGCAGCUGGUGGUCGCGGAUUCUGAGAACAGUACCGUCACUAUAUUCUCACACUAUUGA
Molecule: messenger RNA, 2196 nt
Organism: Branchiostoma belcheri (Belcher's lancelet)
Lineage: Eukaryota; Metazoa; Chordata; Leptocardii; Amphioxiformes; Branchiostomatidae
Exons: 5
Coding region: 1-2196 (731 amino acids)
Biological process (GO): negative regulation of translation; proteasome-mediated ubiquitin-dependent protein catabolic process; protein polyubiquitination
Molecular function (GO): protein binding; ubiquitin protein ligase activity; translation repressor activity
Source: RefSeq, a predicted model, not a curated record